Molecule: messenger RNA, 5779 nt
Organism: Rhinolophus ferrumequinum (greater horseshoe bat)
Lineage: Eukaryota; Metazoa; Chordata; Mammalia; Chiroptera; Rhinolophidae
Gene: OTUB2
Product: OTU deubiquitinase, ubiquitin aldehyde binding 2
Exons: 6
Coding region: 186-890 (234 amino acids)
Biological process (GO): protein K48-linked deubiquitination; negative regulation of double-strand break repair
Cellular component (GO): nucleus
Molecular function (GO): ubiquitin binding; cysteine-type deubiquitinase activity
Source: RefSeq, a predicted model, not a curated record
GGAACACAGUGGAGGUCUCGCCUCUGGUUUGCGGAGCGGUCGGGUGUAUUCUCCGCUCGCCCCCACGCCCUCGAGGCCCCCGCCGCCCGACCCAACGGCGCAACCAGCCAGUGGCUCCCGCGGCGCCCUCCCGCACCGGAUCGCUCCUCGCUGGGGCGGGACCUGGCCCGACAGCUCCGAUCACUAUGAGUGAAACAUCUUUCAACCUAAUAUCAGAAAAAUGUGACAUUCUGUCAAUUCUUCGUGAUCAUCCUGAAAACAGGAUUUACCAGAGGAAAAUCCAGGAACUCAGCAAAAGGUUCACCGCGAUCCGCAAGACCAAGGGGGAUGGGAACUGCUUCUACCGGGCUCUGGGCUAUGCCUACCUGGAAUCUCUGCUGGGGAAGAGCAGAGAGAUCCUGAAGUUCAAAGAGCGUGUACUGCAGACCCCAAAUGACCUUCUGGUUGCCGGCUUUGAGGAGCACAAGUUCCGAAACUUCUUUAACGCUUUCUACAGUGCGGUAGAGCUGGUGGAGAAGGACGGCUCGGUGUCCAGUCUGCUGACGGCGUUCAACGACCAGAGCGCCUCGGACAGAAUCGUGCAGUUCCUGCGCCUGCUCACGUCCGCCUUCAUCAGGAACCGCGCAGACUUUUUCCGACACUUCAUCGACGAGGAAAUGGACAUCAAAGACUUCUGCACUCACGAAGUGGAGCCCAUGGCCAUGGAGUGUGACCACAUCCAGAUCACGGCCCUGUCUCAGGCACUGAACAUCGCCCUGCAGGUGGAGUACGUGGACGAGAUGGACACGGCCCUGAACCACCACGUGUUCCCCGAGGCUGCCAUCCCUUCUGUUUACCUGCUCUAUAAAACAUCCCACUACAACAUUCUUUAUGCAGCUGAUAAACAUUGAUUAAUUUUAGGCCACACAGUGGAACCUGUCACCUAACGGAACUGCGUUCUGAAUGGAACAUUCCGGCUUUUCAAUUUUUUAAGCGAUUUAGACUGUAGUUAGAAAACAGAAAACGUACAGCCUUUUGGGCAAAGUCACUGGAAAUGAGGCCUACCAAUUAUGGAGUGUGGUAACUUGGCAAUAUUUUUAGUAUUUAUUUUCACGGAGAAGCAAAUGCUUUAUAACUCCUGGCUAGGAAGCCAGGACCCCUGGCUCUACUCCCAGUUCCCUGAGACCUUAGGCAGGUCACCUCCUGCUCUGACCUGUUUCUUCAUCUGGAGGAGGUUCCUACCAGUGUGGACAGUCUAUUGUUGUAUAAAACAAACCAAACAAACCAGGGUCCUCUGGUUUCUCUUCACCAGGGGCAGUGGCUCUCUGUAGGGGAGGAAAAGCUCAAGGUCAACUGUCUUAAGUGACUUACCAGUUCUAUAAAAAACAAUCAUGUCCAAUCAGCUGCCGGCCUGGACUUUGGUGGGUGGCUGACUGAAGCGUUGGCCAGCUGAGGCCAACCUGAACGUGAGGCCUUCCAAACAUUCAUGAUGGUGUUUUCUUACCCUAACUUGAGGAAAAGGAGACUUUUAUGCCAAAGUCUAGAAAGGGGCCUUCAGCGUGGAGCUGAAGUUUUGGGGGCCUCCUCUACCUCUCUCAGGACCAGGACUGCCUGCCUGGCCCUUCAGGGUUCUGCUGCCAGCCCCACCUGGACAAAGGCUCAAAAAAGAGGGUCUGGGACCCAGAAGCUAUUUCAUCAUCCCCAACAUAACCUGGAAGUAGAAUCUCGGUACUCAGCCAGGUGGACACCCUGGCACGUGUAGCCAUAGACUCCAGCUGAGGAGAGCAGACAAGUUUUGCAAAUUGUCUUUGUCGUCUCUCCCCUUUCCCACUUCUGCUUGGUUUACGGGCUGGCGAGAGGUUAGGUGGACAAGAACAGAGGCAAGCCAAAGAAACUGGCAGUGGGGGAAGACCUCCGUGGUGGAAACUGCCUGGGCGACAAGGGCCCUGGCUGGCACCCUCCUCAUUCAUCCACCUGGACGUGCUCCUUAAUCACCUCCUCACCUUGCUGCCUCAGGACCUCGAAGAGCCCUGGCUGGGCUGGAGCUCUGCUAGCAAGCUCUCUUGCUCUGUGGGAGGAAAUGGAGAAUGCAGGGUGUGGAACUGCCCUAUGGGGUACUUCCUUAAUCAAAGGCCUUCUCACAGAUUCCAGUCUGUAGGGAUUUAUUAGAAUCUAUUGGUGCUGCAGUGUAAGUCUGCCGCUGGCCGGACUGCACAGGGAGACUGAGGGCAGACUGCUCCGCGUCCUGCUACACAAACGUCAGGUCUGUAUCAGUUGUCUGCUUUUGUGAAGACAGAUGCCAGGGUGCUUUAAUUCCAGGCAGGGACCCCAGGUUCCCAUCCUGCCCUCAGCUUGAAUUUGAAGCCAAGGGCUCAAGCUAAGUGAUUAUGUCACUUUUCCACAGGAAUAUAAAUCUGACCCUGAUCUGAACUGGUUCAGUGUCCCACCCGGCUCUGGGUAGGAGUGCGGGGGUCUGUGACAGUACACUGGAAGAGUGGGGGGAACACAUUACAUGAUUUGUAAGUAUCAGGAUCCCCGUUCCUGGGCAGGCACACAUGACACCAAGAUGAACGUCCCUGGCUGCUCUGAUGGGUUGUGCGAUGGGUUCUGGGCCCCCAGCCAGGCUCUCAAGCACAGCACAAGUAGCACUGGCUGCCACGUCUGCAUCUGUGGCUUGUGUAGCGUUCACAAAAGCAGAGCUUUCUCUUUGGCAGACUGGCUGGAGAAAUCCCCUGGGAGACUUGCGUAUGCUGUGCUUCCAGGCCUGAGGGCCCACCAGUGUUCAUAUGGGACCCUCUUCCCAGGACAGAUCCUAUCUCUUUCGAGUCAGAAUGCCCAAGGGAGGCAGGCCAAGUUAGUUUCAUGCUCUUACCCUCUGCUUUCCCUUUUUUCCACAAAAACCAUUGGCCAAAUCCAAACCAUUGCUCUCUUCCCGCAAAUCUUAUCUCUAAGAGAAAGUACUACACAGAAAGGGGAGUGGCAGAAUUCAGUGAAACUUUAAGUACACAUGCUCUACCACUUAUGAUGGGCUUACCACCCAAUAAACACAUCCUAAGUUGAAAAUGUUUUAAGUCAAAAAUGUAUUUAAUACACCUAUCGAACAUCUGCUUAGCCUCGCCUACAUUAAACAUGCUCAGAACACUUCAGUAGCCAACAGCUGGGCCAUUAUCCUGCGUUUCAUCUCAAGAAUUGCCUUCCUUGGGGGCAGACGGUUAGUUCAGUUGGUUAGAGUGCUGUGCUCUUAACAUGGUCGCCGGUUCAAUGCCCACAUGGGUCAGUGAGCUGUGCCCUCCACAACUAGACUGAAACAACUAUUUGACUUGGAACUGAUGGGUCCUGGAAAAAACACACUUAAAUAAUAAAAGUUUAAAAAAAAAAUUGCCUUCCUCUUCUUACCACCACAGGAGACACAGAUGGGUGUUUUAUAGACAUGAUGGGUAAGAAAACACAAAAUACAGUAUCUAAAAAAUGCUGGCGAGAGUCCAUUGAAGAGUGCUGGUAGUUCACCUCCUGCACUGGUGGCUGGCCCGGAGCUGCAGCUUGCAGUCACUGUCCAGCCUUACAAGACUUAUUUCACCACAUAUGGGUAGCGCGGGAAAAGAUCAAAAUUCGAACAACGAUUUCUACUGAAUCCGUGCAUCACUUGUGCACUAACCGUAAAGUCAAAAAGUCUUAAGUUGGGGACAGCCUGUAACCUGUUAAAACCCAAUCAUUUACGGAAGUUACCCUGCUUGUCCACAGCAGCCAGCCGUGCUAGCUCUCACACUUCAGGGCUGAUUCUCCACCCCAUCCCACGCAGCCACCGCGUUCCAGACCCAAAGCUGGAAGGCAAGUUGCCUCGAGAAUCUGUCUUUAUAAUUGCAUUUAUCACUUUCUUUCCAAAGGAAACUUUAUAAAUCAAUGGGACUAUUUAGCAACAUAAAAGAACAAACUGUACUUGACUAGGUUCCUAUUUCAAGCACAAAGGGGCUCUGGAGCCAGCCUAGGUUUGAAUCUUGACUUUGUCACUUAUUAGCUAUGUGACCUUGGUCAAGACACUUCCCACAUUAAUGAAAUGGAGACAAUAACUAUAUACCACAGGAUUAUUGGUUAAAGUGGAACGAAGUUAUGUGUGCAAAUACAUCUAUAAGACCUGACACAUAGUGUUUUACAAAUGGGAUACUUCCCAACCUACCCUUCCCAAGGGGAGUAGUGGGACAGUGCAAGAUGGGGGGACGUGUCACCUUGGCAGUGGCUCUGUGGAUUCCCAAACAGUGGUCUAGGCACCAAACAUAGUCCCACAUUGAGUAGAAAUGAGGGUGGAGGUGUGGCUCAGUGAGUGGCUGCCCAGGGGCCCCAGGUCUUGUGGGACACAGGCCAGACCCUACAGCUUCCCUAGGCAGCUUCGGUGAAAACAUCUUCCUAGCAUUAAACUGGUUUCCAUAACAACCUUUGUCCUAGCUUAGUUUGGUACCCGUGGGCUUGUGUGUGAGAUUUGUUUCAUAGAAGGUCCAGAUACUCAGGAAGCCCUGCCCUUGGGCGAGAGGCAGCUUCACACCAGGUCAGAAAGCAGGACUGCCUGGGAGGCUGGCCUCGUCUUUGAAAACCUACACCCCUUAACGUGUCACCCCACCAAAAACAGAAGAAUUUGCUGUUAGAGAGCAAGGGCAGGCUGUCAACGGACAUCAGUUGACGAGAUCAGGCCUCUCCUGGCUCAAGUGCUGCUAAGCGACCUUGAGCUUCCUUAAAUCUCCAUGUGUCGUUUGGAAAAUGGACAGUCCCACUGCCAUGCCGACAGCCGUCCCUCAGGAGCUGACCUCACAGACUAGGGCGGUUUUCUUCGGCUUCUCCUCCCCAGGUCACUGGUGUCACUGGGGACAUAAGUCUUCACACAGCAGUGUUGCCGAAGACUAACACAGUUUUAUGAACGUGCCCCAGGCCCACAAGGAAAUGAUCAGGUUCUAUGCCCAGCUCUGCCACCUGGCAGACUGUGAUCCUGAGCAAGUCUUAACCAGUGCCAGCUUUCUCAACUACACAAAAGGAUACCAAGACUUAUGUCUCAGGGCCUUGCCGGAAACGAAACGAUAACUACAGUAACUAACAGUGCCUGGCACUUGCUCAACACUCGGUGAUACCUGAAUCCGAGUUUAGGCCAAGUAUCCCGUUGCAGUUACCCAGAAGGGCUGAGGGAAUACCGCUGCCACCCUACCCUGUGAUUGUGGCAAUUGUGGCUACUCGUCCAGACUGACCCAGAGAAAGCUGGGGUGGCACCAGGAGGUCAUUGGUUCCCUCAGCUCACAUUUACAAGCCCUGACUACAAGUGGUAAUAAAGCAGCCUCUGCUCUCAAGGAGCAGAAAUGAGUGCAGAAGACAACACGAGUGUGGCAAGUACCGUGAAGAAGGUAAGCACGGGUACUUGAGGAGCCCACAGCAGGACACCGCACUUUCUUGGGGGCUCAGGGACCUAGAGAACACGACGCAGUGCUCAAGGAUGGGAAAGGCAAUCAGGCCGAGGGAAAAGCUUAUGCAAAGGCUUGGGACAAAGGAAGCGACCAGUUCUGUCACAGACGAGGGGAGUGGAGAGACGAGGCCAGAGAAGUUGGCCAGGGCCACAUCCUGAGUGCCUUACCCCCAGACUCAGCACACGGUUCCCGGCUUCCCCACAAAUGGCUCUGGGAUAUUAAGGAGGCCUGUGUUCUCCUGGAACCUGAGGACAGCGAACUGUUCCCUGCCCACCUCUCGGGGUGACUCAGAUGAGCUGCGAGCGAGUAGCAGAGCUAAGGAGUUGCUAUGCUUCUGUCUGGGGAAAGGCAGGAAACAC